GAUAUAAUGAAUGCACGAUCAAUCAUUCACACAAAUCAAUCUCAGGAACCCACAAAAACAGGACUCUCCUGAUUGAUUCUUCGCUACAGUUUUACGAUUCUGUAGCCUAGAUUCUUCUCUGCUUUCCUGUGUGUUUCGUUUCGUUCCCACAAAACGGUGAUGGAUGGUAGAGAUCAAGCUCGCGUAGAAGAAGAACACGGCGGCUCUCUCCCUUCUCCACCUCAAAGGGAAGGAGAUUCUUCUGAGAUUGCACAAGAAGAAGACCCAUGGAGACGAGGCAUUGUGUUGAAAACAACACCUGAAGACACCACCGGGGAGGAUCUCUCGAGACGCAAUGCGUCCUUAACAUCGAGCCCUGUCGCCAAAAGAGUCAACUUUUCUCCAAUGUCCAGCCCUAGGAUAGGCCAGCGUGGCGCAUCACUCAGUCCCUCAUCUUCCUCUUCACGAAACAAACCUAAUAAUAAUAAUAGCUUGAAGAAUCUAGUCCCGAAGCUGAGUUUCAGAAACAGGAACAGCGAUAUCGAGGCCUUUGGGGCAGCGUCCUCCUCUCCUACUGCCAGGGACAGGUCCACGUGGACUCUCAGUAAUAUUUUAACUCCGAGGUUGAAGAAAACCGAGUCCUUGCCUGUAACACCUAUAGCUCACUCGAAUCCUGGGUCCACGCAUGGGAGAUAUGUGGUUGAUCCGGUUACUUCCAUGAAAAAAGGGCCUCCACUGCCUAUUCAUCGAUCACGCUCCGUUCCAGCGUUCAACAAAGAUGGUAGUCUAAGACAAGCAGGUGUUUUCAGGGUGAUUCCUACUCCGAACAUGACGCCACCAAGAAAUAAUAAUAUUAAACUUAACGACACGGAUGUUGAUGGAGGAGAAGAUGUUCCUGAAGAAGAAGCUGUGUGCAGAAUAUGCAUGGUUGAACUGGGAGAAGACUCGGAUGCUUUCAAGAUGGAAUGUAUGUGUAGAGGUGAACUAGCUCUUGCACACAAAGAAUGUACAAUCAAAUGGUUCACCAUUAAAGGAAACAGAACAUGUGAUGUCUGCAAGCAAGAGGUUCAGAAUCUCCCUGUGACCCUUCUUCGCAUGCAGAACUCGCAGGGGAAUUUUGGAGAUGCUGAUACCGAGGCUUCUCACUUCAGUGUGUGGAAGGAUGUUCCAGUACUUGUCAUUGUAAGCAUGCUUGCAUACUUCUGUUUCCUUGAGCAGCUUCUGCUUACGAAAAUGAAAUCCGGAGCCAUUGCAAUAUCUUUACCAUUCUCUUGCGUUCUUGGUCUUCUUGCCUCUAUGACGACAACAACAAUGGUGAAGAAGCAAUAUAUCUGGAUUUACGCCACAGUUCAGUUCGCUCUUGUAGUUUUUUUCUCUCACAUUUUCUUCACAUUGGUUCACAUGAAGCCGGUUGUGUCCAUUCUCUUAGCCACAUUGGUCGGGUUUGGGCUCACCAUGAGCGGGCAAACGGGUCUAGCCGAGUUUGCAAAAUGGAGGAGAAUCCAGAGAGCAGAUGAACCUCCAAGCAGUAGUAGUCAGGUGGAUCAACCACCAGCUCAGACAGCAGGUUAGAGCAAUCUGUGGAUCAUGAAACUCAAGCCAGAGGUCCUGAAUGCUGGUCACAUGUUCCCACUAGCGGGUUUAUGGUGUAAAAAUCAAACCAUUUUGGGUCGUGACAUCUGGAUGGAGAUCCAUCUAUUUAGAGAUGUGAGAACAUAUUGGUCAUGUCACAUGUAGUGAUGAUUACCUGGAAGAGUUCAAAAAUUAUUUCUGGGUAAUCUCUUAUGUUAGUGAAUGUGUGUUAAAGCUUUUUUUUGGUACUUUAUUGUACAAAAAUAUAAAAAAGGAAUAGAUAUCAUAUAUAUCAUCAUGUAAGGACUUGAACAACA
This is a messenger RNA of Raphanus sativus (radish), 1868 nucleotides long. RefSeq lists its product as uncharacterized. Bases 160 to 1551 code for a protein of 463 amino acids. Gene Ontology annotation, molecular function: zinc ion binding. Lineage: Eukaryota; Viridiplantae; Streptophyta; Magnoliopsida; Brassicales; Brassicaceae. The record is from RefSeq and is a predicted model, not a curated record. The transcript is spliced from 8 exons.